Messenger RNA from Neurospora crassa OR74A, 1197 nucleotides. RefSeq lists its product as hypothetical. The transcript has 2 exons. NCBI's taxonomy places the organism in Eukaryota, Fungi, Ascomycota, Sordariomycetes, Sordariales, Sordariaceae. The record is from RefSeq and is a predicted model, not a curated record. The coding region runs from base 1 to 1197 and encodes 398 amino acids.
AUGCUCAGCACAUAUGAGGAGGCGGAAUGCCCAGGGGACACUGUGGCAUUCCAGGCCGAGAGGUUACAACGCAAGUACCAAGCACAGCUCCCAGGCUCAUCAGAAGGCUUUUAUGACUUUCGCAUCGACUACACACCCCGCCCCCAUGCAUACAGGACCCUCCGUGUUCGCGCCGGUCUGCCACCAAGAACGUUGAGGUUUGGCGUCAAACCUUCUACCGAGUUUGAGCUCGCAUACUGUUGUACCAUCACGUUCACGCCCUCCCGCGCCAUUCUUGAUCUCAGCAGGCCGUCCUCUGGAGCUUCCUGGGAUUCAGAGGGUGAAUACGAGUCAGACCCCCAAGUUGAUCAGCUCAGCAGUUGCUCUAGUGGCCGUGUUCCCUGCGAGAUUGAAACGGAAAACACCGUCAUCGAUUCAGGAUCACCAUCACCAACAAAAAACUUCGAGUCCCUCGAAAUUUCUUCUUCUGUUUCGAUUUCGGACCGCAAUGGAAAGGACAGAGAAACAGGCCGCGACGUGCAUCAUGCCCAAGCCUGGCCUCCUACCAAGAUAGAAGUCGACUUCGAACCCUUCCCUGUAGCCUUCGGCCUGAUGGAUCUGAUUCUCCGGUACUUACUGGAUGUCAUUUCACUGCAUGAGGCGCGGCGUCCAGAAUUAGGCGACAGCGGUUGGGGACGGGAGCGGGAGCCGACGGUUGUGGUUAUGGCCAAGAACGACGAUGCUGAUAAGAAGUUUUAUGCCUCACACGGGUUUGUGGAAAGUGACAGGGCCAUCGAGAGUCAGGUUUUGAGGAUGGUUUUGAAAGAGGGUGUGAUCAGAGCGCUGGUGAACAAGAGGAACGAGGAGCAGAUGGAUGAUGAGGAUGUUUGGACCAGGAGGCGUAGAGAGUACGAGCAGAUAUGGAUACAGGCUGGGGACAGGCGAAGAGACGAGCGCCGGGAGGAGAUCUUGAAGGAGUCUCUGUGUUUCUCGGAAGAUAUUUCGGGAGAUGAAUGCCCGGAGACGAGUGUGGGGGUGUUGUGUUCUGUGCGAGAUACGCCAGGAGAUGGUGCGAAGAGAGCAAAAAGCUUACCCAUACGACUGCAUCCCAUGACUCAUAUCGAUACGAGCGAGGAGCAAGGUGGCAGGAGAAAGAGGGCCAAAACCGUAGCUGUGUCUGCCACGAGCUCAACCGGAUGCCGCAAAGAGAGAGCUUGA